Molecule: messenger RNA, 1032 nt
Organism: Trichoderma asperellum CBS 433.97
Lineage: Eukaryota; Fungi; Ascomycota; Sordariomycetes; Hypocreales; Hypocreaceae
Biological process (GO): DNA catabolic process
Molecular function (GO): nucleic acid binding; endonuclease activity
Source: RefSeq, a predicted model, not a curated record
AUGCCCUCCAUCUCCAAGGUCGCUUUGACGGCUCUCGCCUCAGUCCAGGGUGCUCAGGCCUGGGGUGUUUUGGGCCACGCAACUGUUGCCUACAUUGCCCAGCACUAUCUCAACUCUGCUACGGCCUCAUGGGCUCAGGGCGUCCUUGAUGACUCCUCCAGCUCAUACCUGGCCAACAUCGCCUCAUGGGCUGAUGACUACCGAGCAACCACUGCCGGUAAAUGGUCUGCUCCCUUCCACUUCAUUGACGCUGAGGACAACCCUCCCAGCUCAUGCAACGUCGACUAUGACCGUGACUGCGGCAGCUCUGGCUGCUCCAUCUCGGCCAUGGCCAACUACACCCAGCGCGUUGGAGACGGACGUCUCUCCGCGGCCAACGUCCAGCAGGCUCUCAAGUUCCUCGUCCACUUUGUUGGCGAUCUGACCCAGCCCCUUCACGACGAGGCCUAUGAAGUUGGUGGAAACGACAUCAAAGUCACCUACCAGGGCUACAGCGACAACCUCCACGCCGACUGGGACACUUACAUCCCCGAGACUCUUAUUGGAGGCGACUCCCUGGCUGACGCCCAGACCUGGGCCAACACCCUGAUCGGCGACAUCACCUCUGGCGCUUACGAGUCUCAGGCCGCCAGCUGGAUCGACGGCGACGACAUCAACGAUGUCAUCACCACUGCCACCCGCUGGGCCAGCGACGCAAACGCCUACGUCUGCACCGUCGUCAUGCCCAACGGUGCCGCUGCCUUGCAGCAAGGCGACCUCUACCCUACCUACUACAACUCUGUGAUUGGCACCGUCGAGCUGCAGAUCGCCAAGGCCGGUUACCGCCUGGGCAACUGGCUCAACAUGGUCUACAGCGCCAACAUUGCCAAGCGUGACGAGGGCUCUGCCGAGGCCCGUGAUGCUGCUCCCCUGCCUGACCUGCUGGGCCGAGACUUGCUGCCCGCUGCUCGUCCUGCUACCCGUGCUAAGCUUGCGAGAGCGGCUAUGCAGGGCGCGUGCUGCAACAGCCGCGACCACGACCACAAGCACUAA